AUGGAGUUUGAGAUUCCUCAAACAGAACAUGAAAAGGAAAAAGGGUAUGGUGGGUUAUUAGAUUGCAGUAUACCAAAUGGUUUUGAAAAUGAUUGUAAAUUAUCAGAUAUAAAAAAAAUCACAUCAUCAAUAAUUAAAGAAGCGUCAUUAGACCCUCUUAUUUUAUACUCAGAACCAAACAAAUAUGGAUAUUUACAUUUAGCAGCACAAAAAAAAGUAUUAUCAAAUUCUAUUUGUCAAAUUGCGAUUUCAUUAGUUAAAUAUAAUCUUGAAUCUUUAAAUUCAGACCAAUGUAAACAAUACAGAAGUACUUUAAAAAUGAUUAUUUAUCUAGAAAGUCUUAUUGACAUUGAUCAACUUGUUAUUAAGAGUGUCAUUGAUGUUUUACAAUUACCGUUUGAUAGUAUUUUUACAUCACCUGAUACCUUCUUUUUAGAUACUAUAAGGCAAAUAGCAACAAAGGGAAUAAAAACAAUUGACAGUGAAUUUUUAAAUAAAGUCUUUAUUCAACUAACAAAUCUUAAUCAUAUAGAAGGGAUUGUUACAGGACUUAUACAAUUAUUAAGUGAAGAUAAUGAUAUUAUUAAAAUUGCUAACUCCAUUCUUCGUAAUAAUAGUCCAGUAUUACAAAAAUUUCUUAGACAAUUACUUUCUAUUGAUACCAUAAAUCCAAAAUUACUAAAAAGUAUUUCUAUCUUAUUUCCUUUACUACCUGAGUUAGUUCCUGAAAGUAAAUUAAAAUUACCGAGUAUUCUUCAUUGUUUAUUAGAUCAACAAGAACAUAUACUUCGUAAUGCUGUAAUUGAGUGUUAUGCUAAUAUUCUUCUUGAUACCCCAAAUGAUCAGUUAUAUGAUUGUCUUACUGAAAGAUUUCAUGACAUUAAUUCAUUUGUAAGAGUUAAAGUAUUACAAAUGUGGCAAAUGCUUGUUGAACAUAGAUGUAUCCCACUAGAACGAUUUAAUAAAUUAACUUCUAGUGCUGUUGAACGUUUAAAUGACAAAUCAACACCAGUAAGAAAAAAUGCAAUUUCAUUAUUACAAGCAAUGCUAGUAUUUAAUCCAUAUUCAGUUAUAUUAAGAAGAGACCUUUUUGAAUCGAAGUUACAAGAAACUGCUGAAAUGUUAAAAGAAAAUGUAAAGGAAGAAAACAAAGAUGACAGUGAAGAAGAAGAAGAAGAACAAGAAUUUACUGUUCCAGUUAAUAAAAUUUUAGAGAUAUUUGAAGGAACUGGAUUUCAACAUGUCGCAGAUACUGAAUUACUUGAAGCUAAAAAACAAGAAGUUUUAAAAAAUUUUAUUGAGUGGUUAAAAAAUUCAAUUGAAUUUAUUAGUGUAUUUGAAGAGGCUGUUGAUUCUGUUGAAAGAAUAUUGGAAUCAACAUCAGUGUUAGAUCUUAAAGAAGCAAUUAAAUUCUUUGGAAGUAUUUGUCAAUACAAAAUACCUAAAGGAGCAAGAGCACUAAAGAAAACAUUAGAACUAUUAUUUUCUAAAGAAGUUGAUGUUCAAAAUGUUAUUGUUGAAGCAGUUUCUAAAGCUCUUUGUGAAGAAUCUCCACAAAAUACAGUAAAUAAUUUAUUAAUUAUGACAAAUGGAUCAAAUAUUGGAGAAGAAUUAUGUAUUAAGAAAUUAGUUGAAUUGCUUAUUCAAAAAAAAGUUAUUGGACCAACAGAAAUUGAUUAUUUAUGGGCAUAUAUGGCUGGUAAAUUACCAAGUGGAGGAGACAUGGAGGCACUUACUGCAUUAACACUAUUAUCUUUUAUUGGAGCUGCAAAACCAUCAUUAAUAUUAAACAAAAUAUCAUUAUUAAAUUCAAUUUGCUUCAAAAAAGGACAACUUCCUACAUUUAUAUAUAGAGGAUGUCAAGUUUUAUAUCAAUUAUAUGAUGAAAAGAAUGAGUUAGAAAAGAUUAGUGCAAAUGAUCCAACUAUAAUUCAAAUAAUGGAUUGUCUUGAUGAAACAAUGGGGUCAAACACAUGGAUUGCUUUAUGCCAAUUAGUUCUUGACCUUGUUUAUAAAGCAGUUGAUAAUCCAAAUGAAAUAGGGAAAGAAAUUAUUUUAAGAAGAGUUGCUGAAGUUGGAAAAAGUUCUAAAGUAUCAAACGUUAGUAAAUUAUUGUCUGCUGUUGGAGGAGUAGCAAGAAAACAAGGAGAGAUAUAUGAAAAAAUGAAAGAAGGUGUUGUAGAUGAAGUUGAGAAAAAAAAAGGAAAGAAGGGAAAACGGAUUAGUGUUGCGUGUGAAAAUAAAAUUCAUGAAGUUGUUGGUGAAGUGUUAGAAGAUGGGUUAUUAGGAGAGUUUGUACCAAUUAUAAAUGACUAUUGUAAAGAUAUUAUUGAAGGAAAAUAUAAUGAAGAUAAUUUCUUAACAUUCAGAGCUGUUGUGGUUAACUCUUUAUGUUCUUUUAUGAUGGUUAGUCAACAUUAUUGUGAAGAACAUCUUCAAGAAUUAUUUACUAUAUUAGAAAAUACACAAGAUGAAUGUGUUAGAAGUAAUAUUGUUUAUUAUGUUGGAGACUUUGCAUGUAGAUAUCCAAAUCUGUUAGAAGGAUGGAUUAAAUAUCUUUAUGGGCGUUUAAAAGAUCCAAGUGCAUUAGUUAGGAGAAGUGCAGUUAUUGUAUUAAGUGAAUUAAUAUUUCAUGAUAUUAUUAAGGUAAAAGGGUCAAUAUAUUUGAUGGGACUUGCACUUGUUGAUGAUGAAGAAAGAGUUAGAGAUUUGGCUCAUACAUUUUUCCAAGAAUAUUCAUCAAAAACAAAUGCCAUUUACAAUGUUCUUCCUGACCUUAUUUCAUCACUUGGAAAUGAGGAUAUUAGUAAAGAACAUUUUAGAUAUAUUAUUAAAUACAUCUUUUCAUUUAUUUCAAAAGAUAAACAACAUGAACAAUUAAUGAAUAAAUUAUGUUCAAGAUUUACUAUGAAUGAACAAACACCAAAACAAUGGGAAUAUACUGCUUAUUGUUUAUCUCUCUUAUCAUAUAAUGAAAAAACAUUAAAAAAAUUAAUCAGCUCAGUAAAAAUUUUUGGAAAUAAAUUACAUAUUACAGAAGUUAAAGAAGCUUUCAUAUCUUUAUGUCAACGACUAAGGAAGUUUGCUAAACCAGAAAUGAAAGUAUUAAUUGAAGAGUUUGAAAAAAUAAUCAUCAAAGAAGGAGGUGAAGAUGAACUUAAUGAAAAAGAAGAAGAAAAUAAUAAUCAAGAAAUGUCAGAAGAACAAAAUUAUGAUGAAUGA
Messenger RNA from Entamoeba nuttalli P19, 3222 nucleotides. RefSeq names its product HEAT repeat domain containing protein. Gene Ontology annotation, molecular function: histone binding. Gene Ontology annotation, biological process: meiotic chromosome condensation; mitotic chromosome condensation. The transcript has a single exon. Gene Ontology annotation, cellular component: condensed chromosome, centromeric region. The record is from RefSeq and is a predicted model, not a curated record. The coding region runs from base 1 to 3222 and encodes 1073 amino acids. NCBI's taxonomy places the organism in Eukaryota, Evosea, Mastigamoebida, Endamoebidae.